AAUACUAAUGGGAUUGGAUACUUGUCCAAGGAAUUUUAGACGGCUUUGUUAGCAUACAGAAUAAAGAUCUCAGGAGAAUGAGUGACAAUGGAUUGGUUAUAGCUGAGAGUAAGCUUCCAGAUGAACGGUUUGAUUCGACUUCUUGUAAAGAGGAAGAGGAAUGUGAGGAUCAUCUAGGCCAGAGAUCAUCAAAAGUUGGCUCUUCACCUCGAGGAGGUUUGGAGCAUUUCACCAGAGAGACAGCUGGAACUGAGAGGAACCUGCUUAUUUCUGGACAUGAAGUUAUGCUUACUAGUUCUUCCUCCGCCACCGCAGCGAAGAGCUCGAGGCAUGGCUUCCGUGUGAUUGCGACACUUGUCGACUGCAACCCUCACCUACGCUACCAUCUUGCAAUCGGUCAUGAACUUUCGGCCUCUGCAGAAUCAAUCUCAAGCUGCAGCAACAAUGGCAAUUUAAAACGAAGAGGGGAUUAGGGUUUACAGACCUAG
Molecule: messenger RNA, 488 nt
Organism: Arachis ipaensis
Lineage: Eukaryota; Viridiplantae; Streptophyta; Magnoliopsida; Fabales; Fabaceae
Source: RefSeq, a predicted model, not a curated record